Messenger RNA from Misgurnus anguillicaudatus (oriental weatherfish), 2782 nucleotides. It is a transcript of the gene necab2, whose product is annotated as N-terminal EF-hand calcium binding protein 2. Gene Ontology annotation, cellular component: cytoplasm. Lineage: Eukaryota; Metazoa; Chordata; Actinopteri; Cypriniformes; Cobitidae. The record is from RefSeq and is a predicted model, not a curated record. Gene Ontology annotation, biological process: regulation of amyloid precursor protein biosynthetic process. Gene Ontology annotation, molecular function: calcium ion binding.
GGGUCGCCCCCAUAGCGCGCAGCAUGAACGCUCCGCGGCAAAAGGAUGUGUGAACAAGCAGCGCGCUACUGCAGGGACGGUGUCCACAAACUGCUCCACAAAGAACAAGCCAAACUCCGGGCACAGGACAGCAAAGAGCAGCCCACCCCCGGGGCUCAGGACAGCGAGAUAGCGACGGCUGCACAGUCCGGAAACAGCGGCGCUCAGCCCGGUGGAAUUGACGGGCUCGUCCGCUGGAUAGUCACCAAGAUGAGCGACAACAAGAGCAUCUCUACCCGGGAAUAUGCGAAGGAGGAGGCGGCCGUAGCUCAGGAGCAGUUCUUCGCACCGGAGCCACGGAAAGGCAUCUCUGUCAUUUUGGAUAUUUUCCGAAGAGCUGAUAAGGAUGAUGAUGGGAAGCUCUCCCUCGAUGAGUUCCAGGCUUUCUUUUCCGAUGGGACUCUGAAUGAAGAGGAGCUGGAGAAACUGUUUCACACCAUUGACUCCGAUAACACCAGUAAUGUUGACACCAAGGAACUGUGCGACUACUUUGCCAACCACAUGGGAGAUUAUGAAGGUGUGCUGGCAUCUUUGGAGACCCUCAACCUGGCAAUCCUCAAAGCCAUGGACUUCACCAAGAAGGUGUAUGAACGUGGAACUAACGUUGAACAAUUUGUGACCCGCUUCCUGCUGAAGGAAUCGGCCAAUCAGAUUCAGUCUCUACUGAGCUCUGUAGAGAGUGCUGUGGAUGCCAUCGAUGAGCAACAUUCAUCAGUGGGAUCCUACACCAGUAAAACCAGCCCACGUGUCCCAGAUAGACGCUAUGAAACCCCGGUGCCAGAUUAUCCUCCCAACAACAGAGUCAGCGUAAAGGAGAGCAUGAGGAACAUUAAUACAGGUGCAGGAGCUGUGGAGGUGAGAAAAGAAGGACUUGAGGCACAGAUCAACCGACUGGCUGAGCUGAUUGGACGUCUGGAGAACAAGACAGUUUGGUUUGACCUACAUCAGCGACUAACAGACACUGAUGGCACAACUAGCGCAUCCCUGUACUUGAUCCGUCAGGAGAUGGUGGUUUCUCAGAAGCAGUUGGGAGAGUUCUGCGAGGCCCUGAAACAAUACCUGAAGGACGUGUCUACUCAGAGAGACUGUUUCCAUGUGACUGCUGUCCGGCUGCCUGAUGGACUGUCCUUUGUGGUCUAUGAGUUUUGGGAUGGAGAAGAGGAGUGGAAGAGGCACCUUCAAACCGCAGCUUGCAAGGCUUUCCAGCAUGUGAAAGUGGAUACGCUGUGCCAGCCUGAGGCUGUGUCCACAGUCGCCGUGCCUGCCGCCUGGUGCAGCCUGAACAGAGACUGAUGAAAAGUGAGCCAGUCUAUGGGUGGAACGACCCUGUCUUAUGCCUGAUAUCUUCUUCUCUUCCUCCACCCCUUCUUCUUCAUUUCUCUGUCAAAACUCCUGCUGUCUUAACACGCCCCUUUUCUCUUUGCUCUCUCUCUCUCUCUUUUGUAAUUACUUGUUUACACAGUAUCUAUUUGAUAUGGAGCCAAACGUACAUUGUUAACUGCAGAGAAUGUUGGACAUAAAAUCGAUUCCCUUUUCAACUUUACAACUGCAGAAUACAGAAACGACGUCUAAAAAUUCCUGAAAAUGUUGCACUUGGUUCAGGAAAACUGCAAGCAUUUGCAUUCAAAAUAUCAACUUGCAUAAACAAGCCUCUUCUGAGUAACCGAGGCUGAUUAAUAUUUCAUCUUGCAUACAGUUUACAAAUGGUAUAACUUCUGAGAAGACUAAAGUCUGCAUCAAAGUCGUUUAUGGAUAAUAGCAUUUCUGUUAUUGUUAUGCUUGUUAUAGGUUGGUGAUAUAGGUAAUUUGAUCUGAUUGUUUUUAAUGUAUAAUGCACUGAGCCAUGUAGAGUGAAUGGGUUUAUUAUUUUCAAACAAUGGCAUGAUGCAUACUGCUAUAGUUAAAGGGCCUAAAUCACAUCAUAUACCAAAUAAACAUCUGGUCCAGAAGCACAAUGUACGUGGAUUAUCAUAUAGGGAUAGCAUAGAAAUGUUUAUUUAAAUGUUAUUCACUGAUUGUAAGAUCUUUAAUGAUUAGCAUUAAGAGGACAGUAUUAUCAUCAAUCUUUUAGCUACAGAUGAGUGUAAAGACCUUGAAGUGCAUAGCUGUAGACAAUAACACUGAAAGUAUUCUCCUUUUUCAUUUCUCAUUAUUGAACAUUUGGUGGUGAUGCCUCAGGACAAGCAAAAUUUCACUUCCACAUUGAAGAUAUUUCAAAGUGAAUUGCUUUAAACAUUAUUGAUCAGUAAGGUUGUUGAAUUUGUGCACAAAGACUUUGGUUGGCUCAGUGUAUGAACAACUCGAUACCAAGUGGAACAGACGUCACGUGGCCCAAACUGCAACAUUCCUUUGUUCGCUUUCCCACCAAUCCUGCCUUCUGUUUAAUUCCUCACAGUGAGUGCAUGUUACAAAUGAACGUCCAGUAAAUGAUUUGCCGUAGAAUUUAGCUUAUGCUACUUAAAUUGGAUUUUGUGCAUUUCUUAUUUUCUUUUAUAUGAUUCCAGUAUGGAACAAAAAUGAAUAUAUAUAUAUGAAAUGAAUCAAACUUAAAAUAUGAGAAGUCACUUUUAAUGGCAUUGUUUGAUGAAAUACUUCUUAUACUGUAUGUUUCUGUAAACUGGCUUUCUCUCUUAUGAGUGUAGAGAUUUAUUGCAGGGAUGCAAAAUAUUAUAUUCGUCUUAAAUUUGUUAAAAUUCUAGUUUAUGUAGAGUGCUGCUAUUCAAUAAAGUAAUGAAAAAAACUG